Molecule: messenger RNA, 2175 nt
Organism: Folsomia candida
Lineage: Eukaryota; Metazoa; Arthropoda; Collembola; Entomobryomorpha; Isotomidae
Product: sodium/nucleoside cotransporter 2
Exons: 10
Coding region: 148-2115 (655 amino acids)
Biological process (GO): nucleoside transmembrane transport
Cellular component (GO): membrane
Molecular function (GO): nucleoside:sodium symporter activity
Source: RefSeq, a predicted model, not a curated record
GAUAACAAUCUGACCCACGCGGCUUUACUAUGAACUUGGCCUACUUAAUUCACAUUUCGAACUCUGAUUCCUAGGUGGACGGUUCCUCUUUGAAACAAUUCUCGCUUUGUAAAUACUUUUUACCAUCACACUUCGUAUUCCAACGGCAUGGAAUCUGAAAACACUGGCGGUGGAACGUUGGGAUCUGCUAACUCGCUCAUCCCAGCAAAUCAAGACGCUGCCCAAACCAUCCCCAACACAUCGGACAGUCGUCGGAAUAGUCGCAAAAGUAUAGGACUUAAAAACACCAAGUCCCAUGACUCCCCUGACGAUGACGCCACUUCAAUUCUUGACGAUUUCGAAUCUUCUAUGGAAGACCUGGACAAUGAGCCAACAAAUCCUGUAACAAAAUUCUUGGAAUUGCUACAUUCACUCGUUGGAAAUUCUGCUGCACAAAAUCCUUGGCUGAAAGUGGUCGUUAUCGUCGGAUUAUUCCUACUCUACAAUGCUUACAUAAUAACCGCUGUUGCAUAUCAUAUUAGGAACGACACAAACAUUGAAUGGUGUGAAGGUCUCGGUUUUCUCAUUGUUUGCACAGGCCUGGUUUACUUUGGCUUAUUUUAUUACAACUUUGCCAAACCCUACGUCAAGCGCGUCGUUAUAUCCUUGAAUACUAUAAUACAGCCCUUAAUUGCACUCUGGUUCGUGCAACUUGGUCUUAGCCUCUUGGUCCUUGUGGCACUCAUCAUAUUCGUCGUUCUGGACACGAGAGACAAUCGGAAGCGCCUUAUCUCUAGCCUUGGACUGGUAGUGCUCGUCCUUUUGGGGGUCAUCAUUUCCAAACACCCUGGAAGAAUACGCUGGCGUCAUGUAAUUUGGGGGAUGACUCUUCAGUUCCUGUUUGGUCUCUUAAUCUUGAGAUGGUCAACGGGAAGAGAUAUUUUGCAAUGUAUUAGCGAUAAGGUCACCACAUUCCUGAACUUUGCAAAUUCUGGCUCCUCUUUCGUUUACGGUUAUUUGGCUACUGGAUUCAAUACAACGCUAAUGUCUGGAGAUGAGUUUGUCGUCCUACCAGGUGUAUUUGUGUUUCAGUCCCUUUCAGCAAUAUAUUUUCUAAGUUUCUUUAUUGGAAUACUUUACCACUUCGGAACCAUGUCUUGGAUUGUGGCAAAGAUGGGCUGGGUUCUUGAGGUCACAGUUGGAACCACAGCAGCCGAAUCUAUGAAUGCAGCUGCCAAUAUUUUCUUGGGGCAGUCUGAAGCUCCAUUAACGGUAAAACCCUACAUUGGAAAAAUGACCAAUUCCGAACUAAACGCUAUAAUGACGGGAGGGUUCGCAACUAUUGCGGGCACGGUUCUUGGAGCUUACAUCAGCUUUGGAGUGGACCCAUUUCACUUGCUCUCAGCAUCCGUAAUGUCUGCGCCUGCCGCCUUGGCGUAUGCGAAAAUUUUAUACCCUGAAACAAAGAAAUCAAUGACAAAUUCUGCAGAAAUCUAUUCACUUCGUCCAAAGAAAAUGGGGAAUGCCCUUGACGCUGGGACUCAUGGAGCGUCGCAAGGAGUUUUCCUGGUUUUAAAUAUUGUUGCGAGUCUUAUAGCAAUUACAUCGUUUGUCACCAUGCUCGAUGUCAUUAUUAAUUGGUUUGGAGUUCUUGUGGGGAUUGAGGAAUUGACAUUUCAAUGGCUCGUGGCCAAAAUAUUCACUCCACUCGCUUGGGUAAUUGGGAUUGACAAUGAAGAAAUUGAAGAUGUGGCUCUUCUUCUUGGAGUUAAAACUGUGGUGAACGAAUUUGUCGCCUACGGCCAACUAACUCAGCUGUGCUUAUCGCCACGAAGCGUUACUAUUAGCACUUAUUCGUUAUGCUGUUUCGCAAACUUUUCCUCAAUCGGGAUCACGCUUGGAGGAAUCUCAGCAAUGUGCCCUGAGCGAAGGAAUGACCUGACAAAGGUCGUGUUCACCUCGUUUAUUGGGGGCAACGCUGCCGCCCUGCUCACCGCAUGUGUGGCUGGAUCCUUAUCUACAGAUAUCGGAUACGCCGAGUGGUAUCCAACUAGAAACUGCUCCGGUCUCAUAGAAAGUGGGGUAGCCUCCACUCGAGCUUUCAGUGCAUCAAUAUUUCAAACUACAUUUAAUUAAACUGAAGUGCACAAAUUCUAUCAAAUUAUUGAUAAAUAAUUAUUAAACGUGAAACUUAUA